AUGCAUAGCCCCCGACAUCACCACCGCCUCCUCCUCUCCAUCCUCCUCGCCCUCGCCCUCCCCACAACAACCCUCAACGUACCCCCAAGACAAAAAGACCGCGCCUUCUUCAAAUUCCACUCCCGCCCCGACAUCGACGCCCCAACCUGGACAGUGCAAAUCCACGAAGAAGCCGCCGUCGACCCGGGGUACUGGUUCGUAGCUCCCUACUCCGACCUCGACCAGCCGCGCCCAGGCGCCGGCUACGUCGGGCCGCACAUUUACGACGCGCGCGGCGACCUGGUGUGGAGUGGGGCGGGCAUGUUCCAGCAUUGGAAUACGUUUGAUUUCGACGUCACGACCAUCAAGGGGAAGCAGAUGAUGACUGUUUUGUAUCCGCAUGGGCGCGCGGGGUUGAUUCUCGAUGAGAAGUAUGAGGUUUGCAAGGAGGUGGGGCUCGAGGGCGUGCAUGCGGAUAUGCACGCUUUUCGCGUGAUUGAUGGCGGGAGCAGGGCGUUGGUUAUCACGGCGGAUCAUGUACGGGUUGGCGGGGAGGAGGCGGCGAUGGUGGGCUUUUAUGAUCGUGCGGGCUGUGCGGUCGGCCAUGUCGGGUUUGCGGAGUUGGAUGUGAAUUUGCCUGGGAGGCCGGUGUUUGAGUGGAGUUCCAGGCAUCACGUUGGGUUGGAUGAGGUGACUUUUAAUGAUGAUCGAGUGAAGGAGGAGUGUGCGCAUCAUUGGGAUAUCUUGCAUGCCAACUCCAUCGACAAGUUUGCCGACAAUGACUACUUGAUCUCCGCUCGCCACACGGAUACCGUGUACAAAGUUUCGCACAAGGACGGGUCAAUCGUCUGGAGGCUCGGGGGCGUGGAGUCCGAUUUCGAUUUUAUCGGCAGAGGCAAUCCCAUUUUCUCCAGACAGCAUCAUGCCCAAGUCAUCGGCCAGGAUCGCACGCACACCAUCAUCUCCCUCUUCGACAAUGCGAUUGGCACGGGUCCUAAUGAGUUCAAGACGAAUAGCAUGGCUCGGGGCCUGAUUUUGUUGCUCAAUACCGUAGACUGGACGGCCAGUAUUCUUUCGGAAUAUCGGCACCCUCGCGGUAGCACCGUCAGCUCUCGAGGAAGCUUCCAAAUCCUGGAGAGCGGCAAUGCCUUCUUGAGUUGGACAUAUUCUUCCCGCAUCUCGGAGCAUGCGCCCAACGGGACCGUGGUGAUGGAAGCAGUAAUGAACGCGGAAACGCACACCUACCGCGCAUUCAAACAUCCAUGGAUCGGACGGCCCACGCAACCUCCCGAUGUCGUGUCCGAAGCCGUCUCCACUAACAUCGGCGACACGCACACCAUUGUGCAUGUCAGCUGGAACGGCGCGACUGAGGUGGCAACGUGGGUACUGCGCCAGGCGCACGAGAACGGGGUGGUGGAAAAUACGACGCUGGCCAUUGUCGAUCGAACCGGGUUCGAAACGGAGAUAGCGUACGAAGGGCUGGCGCGGUAUGUGGUGGCCGAAGCGCUGGAUUCGAAAUGGAACAGUCUCGGUCGGUCGAAGAUUGUGCGAACAACGCUGCUGGACGAACAGGGCACUUUCCCCAUCACGCACUCUCUGGUCGAUACACUGCGAAGGUCGAAGGGUCUGGCCGUGCCGCUGUACUCGAAGAAUCCAGUGCAUGCCUUCUUCUGUGGGUUCGGGGCAUGUGCGGCUGCUAUUUUGUGUCUGCUUUGGUGCGCUCGGCGCAGACCGCUGCUCCCUGCAUUGGCAGCUCCCCGGCGAGUGAGCAAGUAUGACUUGUUCAUGAGAGAGCAUCUCCGAUCACUUUAG
Neohortaea acidophila is the source of this 1791-nucleotide messenger RNA. RefSeq names its product ASST-domain-containing protein. The record is from RefSeq and is a predicted model, not a curated record. Lineage: Eukaryota; Fungi; Ascomycota; Dothideomycetes; Mycosphaerellales; Teratosphaeriaceae. The transcript is spliced from 3 exons. Bases 1 to 1791 code for a protein of 596 amino acids.